Cebus imitator (Panamanian white-faced capuchin) is the source of this 4989-nucleotide messenger RNA. It is a transcript of the gene MIOS, whose product is annotated as meiosis regulator for oocyte development. Gene Ontology annotation, molecular function: protein binding. The record is from RefSeq and is a predicted model, not a curated record. The transcript has 12 exons. Lineage: Eukaryota; Metazoa; Chordata; Mammalia; Primates; Cebidae. Gene Ontology annotation, cellular component: cytoplasm. Gene Ontology annotation, biological process: positive regulation of TORC1 signaling; cellular response to amino acid starvation. Bases 531 to 3158 code for a protein of 875 amino acids.
GACUCGGGCUGCGCCUCCGCUCUCGGGAGCGCUGCGAGUGCAGCGAAGGGCCCAAGAUAGCCUAGUUGAAAGGCCUGGGCGUCUCGGCGGGGAGUGCGUUACGCGCUGUGGGGUCAUCGUGCCUGGCGGCCGGCUGGGCCUCACAGGGAGCUACAGGGGGUUGCGGGCGGCCGCGAGGCGCGCGGGGACCUCCUCGGGACGCAGGGGGCUACGCUGCAGCCUUUGCCGCGGCAGGCUUGUAGGGAGCGGUGGCCUAGCCUUUCCGCUGAGGUUCAGUCAGGUGCCUGGAGCGGGAGAGUCGCACUCAGAUUCCUGCUUUACCCGGAAUUGCAACGUGCCCUGUUCCAGUUGUACCCUAUUAAAUACUGUACUACUUAAACGGCCUAUCUCCCGUGCUGUUCCAGAUAUUCUGGUGAAUGAACACAGAAUCAGCAAUGCUUUCCUUUGCUGAGAAACCACUGAUGGGAAGUGAGACUUGUUAAACUUGAAGUGAAUGGACCUGAGUGGACCCUUUGAGCACAUCAGUAAACAUGAGCGGUACCAAACCAGAUAUUUUGUGGGCACCACACCAGGUUGAUAGAUUUGUUGUUUGUGACUCAGAACUAAGUCUUUAUCAUGUGGAAUCUACUGUGAAUUCAGAACUCAAAGCUGGAUCUUUACGUUUAUCUGAAGACUCUGCAGCUACGUUACUGUCAAUAAAUUCAGAUACACCCUAUAUGAAAUGUGUUGCCUGGUAUCUCAAUUAUGAUCCUGAAUGUCUGCUGGCAGUUGGACAAGCAAAUGGUCGAGUUGUACUUACAAGUCUUGGCCAAGAUCAUAACUCAAAAUUCAAAGAUUUGAUAGGAAAAGAGUUUGUUCCAAAACAUGCAAGACAGUGUAAUACUCUUGCCUGGAAUCCACUGGAUAGUAACUGGCUUGCUGCUGGUUUAGAUAAGCACAGAGCUGACUUUUCAGUGCUAAUAUGGGAUAUCUGCAGCAAAUACACUCCUGAUAUAGUUCCCAUGGAAAAAGUGAGACUUUCAGCAGGUGAAACUGAAACAACAUUAUUAGUAACAAAACCUCUUUAUGAGUUAGGACAGAAUGACGCUUGUCUCUCUCUUUGUUGGCUUCCACGAGACCAGAAACUUCUCCUUGCUGGUAUGCAUCGUAACCUAGCUAUAUUCGAUCUUCGGAAUACAAGCCAAAAGAUGUUUGUAAAUACAAAAGCUGUUCAGGGUGUGACAGUAGACCCAUAUUUCCAUGAUCGUGUUGCUUCCUUCUAUGAAGGUCAGGUUGCAAUAUGGGAUCUUAGAAAAUUUGAGAAGCCAGUUUUGACUUUGACUGAGCAACCAAAACCCUUAACAAAAGUAGCCUGGUGUCCCACUAGGACUGGACUACUUGCCACUUUAACAAGGGAUAGUAAUAUUAUUAGAUUAUAUGAUAUGCAGCAUACACCCACUCCCAUUGGGGAUGAAACUGAGCCCACAAUAAUUGAAAGAAGUGUACAACCUUGUGACAAUUACAUUGCUUCCUUUGCAUGGCAUCCAACAAGUCAAAAUCGAAUGAUAGUUGUAACUUCCAACCGAACAAUGUCUGACUUCACUGUUUUUGAAAGGAUAUCUCUUGCCUGGAGCCCAAUUACAUCUUUAAUGUGGGCCUGUGGUCGUCAUUUGUAUGAAUGUACAGAAGAAGAAAAUGAUAAUUCUUUAGAAAAAGAUAUAGCAACGAAGAUGCGCCUUCGGGCUUUAUCGAGGUAUGGACUUGAUACAGAGCAGGUGUGGAGAAACCACGUUUUAGCUGGAAAUGAAGAUCCACAGCUCAAGUCACUCUGGUAUACUCUGCACUUUAUGAAGCAAUAUACAGAAGAUAUGGAUCAGAAAUCUCCAGGCAACAAAGGAUCGUUGGUUUAUGCAGGAAUUAAAUCAAUUGUAAAGUCAUCUUUGGGAAUGGUGGAAAGCAGCAGACAUAAUUGGAGUGGGUUGGAUAAGCAAAGUGAUAUUCAAAAUUUAAAUGAAGAGAGAAUCUUAGCUUUACAACUUUGUGGGUGGAUAAAGAAAGGAACGGAUGUAGAUGUGGGGCCAUUUUUGAACUCCCUUGUACAAGAAGGGGAAUGGGAGAGAGCUGCUGCUGUGGCAUUGUUCAACUUGGAUAUUCGCCGAGCAAUCCAAAUCCUGAAUGAAGGGGCAUCUUCUGAAAAAGGAGAUCUGAAUCUCAAUGUGGUAGCAAUGGCUUUAUCGGGUUAUACGGAUGAGAAGAACUCCCUUUGGAGAGAAAUGUGUAGCACACUGCGAUUACAACUAAACAACCCGUAUUUGUGUGUCAUGUUUGCAUUUCUGACAAGUGAAGCAGGAUCUUAUGAUGGAGUUUUGUAUGAAAACAAAGUUGCAGUACGUGACAGAGUGGCAUUUGCUUGCAAAUUCCUUAGUGAUACUCAGUUAAAUAGAUACAUCGAAAAGUUGACCAAUGAAAUGAAAGAAGCUGGAAAUUUGGAAGGAAUUUUGCUUACAGGCCUUACUAAAGAUGGAGUGGACUUAAUGGAGAGUUAUGUUGAUAGAACUGGAGAUGUUCAAACAGCAAGUUACUGCAUGUUACAGGGUUCACCUUUAGAUGUUCUUAAAGAUGAAAGGGUUCAAUACUGGAUUGAAAAUUAUAGAAAUUUAUUAGAUGCCUGGAGGUUUUGGCAUAAACGAGCUGAAUUUGAUAUUCACAGGAGUAAGUUGGAUCCCAGUUCCAAGCCUUUAGCACAAGUGUUUGUGAGUUGCAAUUUCUGUGGCAAGUCAAUUUCCUACAGCUGUUCAGCUGUGCCUCAUCAGGGCAGAGGCUUUAGUCAGUAUGGUGUGAGUGGCUCACCAACGAAAUCUAAAGUCACAAGUUGUCCUGGCUGUCGAAAACCCCUUCCUCGAUGUGCACUUUGUCUCAUUAAUAUGGGAACACCAGUUUCUAGCUGUCCUGGAGGAACCAAAUCAGAUGAAAAAGUUGACUUAAGUAAGGACAAAAAACUAGCCCAGUUUAACAACUGGUUUACAUGGUGUCACAAUUGCAGGCACGGUGGGCAUGCUGGACAUAUGCUUAGUUGGUUCAGGGACCACGCAGAGUGCCCUGUGUCCGCAUGCACGUGUAAAUGUAUGCAGUUGGAUACAACAGGGAAUCUGGUACCUGCAGAGACUGUCCAGCCAUAAAAUGUUAUCACCUUAACAGAAACCUUCAAGUGUGGAGCUUUCCAAUAGGUGUCCUUCAUAGCUCAGAAACAUACCUCAGAACAAGUCAUUCAUGACUUCCCUGUAAUGGGAAAAUAAAUCAUUCUAUCAGAUCAGCAAUUUGAUGUGUGAGUGAUUUUGAUGUGCUUCAGAGAGACAAAUGCUGCUGAAAUAAACAUCAGAGUAUAGAUGUGAGUUCUGUUCAGCAGGUAGAAAAGUCUACUUUAGAAAAACUUUAUAAGUUUAUGUUGAAAUUAUGAACAUUCUACAACAAUUUCUGGAAUAGCCAAGAACAGACCUUGAACCUGUAUCUUCAAAGCUGAAAUUGGAUAUCUUUCAAUAAGAUCCAUGCACUUUUAAAAUAAAAUGAAUAAUUCAGUGAUUCAGACAAUAAUUUUAAGUUCAGCUAUGCUUAGAUUUCUUUCAGAUAGAUUUAAAAUUAUAGAUUUUUACUUUUAGAAUUGGAGAGUCCCUAUCCCAUACUGGAGAAUAUUUUUAUUAAUAUAUGUUAUAUAUAUGCAUAUGCAUGUGUGUGUGUGUAUGUGUGUAUGUAUAAAUAUAUAUAUUUUUUCAAAGGAGCCUUUCUUUCAUAUGUUUUUAUUUUAAGAUAAGCAAUCUUUUGGCAUAGACAUUGUCUUCCUAGAAAAGCCAAGAUGAAGAAUCUAUCUUACAACUUUUUCUCUUCAGAAGAGAAAAACCUGUACGAUUUCAGGUGAACAUAUAAAAUUUUCACUUUCUACCUUUUGCUUUCCAAUGUCUUAAUUUGUCUUCAAAGGUUUUUCUCCAUAUUAAUUUGUCAUCUUAUCCUCAUCAUCCGAGAAUAUUUUACUGAAUACAAAGUCUAUGUAAGAUUAUAUGUAACUAACCAUUUAGCAUAAUCUAUGUCAGUGUUUCUGUACUGUCAAAUUCCCUCCUGAUUAGGAAUAACAUUCUUUGUUCUUUCCAAGGUAGACUAGGAGGUGUUGGGAAAAUAGGGUCACUUUAGAUGUAAGUUUUUAAAUGUACGUGUUACUGGAGCUAAGUCAGGGACUUUAUUUAAAAUUUACUUUUUCUGAUUUCAUAGCUAGAGAGUUGUAAGAGAAAUACCAAGGAUUUACAGGAUGCUUCUCUGUCAUCUGCCAUAUGCAGAGGGACUGAACUAGGAAGCUUGUAGUUGAAGCUGUGUUUAAAAGAGUAAAUCUAAUUUUAUUUUUUAGAUUUUGGAGAAAUAAACUGAAGAAUUUUAAGAGCUUUCAUAUUAGCAGUUUUGCCUUAUAAAAACUAAGAUCUGUCAGAUUAGUUUGAGGUGUAACCUAAAUAUUAAAAGUAGAUUAAAUUUAUUUUUUACCUUGAGUAUCUGAUACAUAAAACCCUUUUCUAGGAAAACAUUGGAAGCAAUACAUAUCUACUCUAAAUGUCUCAUCUAUGUGACAAUCUUUUCAAAUGAAAGAAAUGGGAAAUGCAAAUUUUUUUAAAGAUGGCUAUUAAGGGUACUUUUUCCAGCCUUCCAGUCAAUUUUAAUUGAUUUCAUUUUAUAAACACAUAACGUCUACCUUUAAUAUUUUAUUUUAAGUGUUCCUUUCAAAUUUACUAUGUCCUAAAUAUGAAAGUCAGCUUUAAGUAAUGUCAAACUCUUAUAUAAUAAUUUUCAUUUCUCAUUAGCUAAAGUAAAAUAUAAAAUUAUUGAAUUUAUCUGAAAUAGUUACAAGUUUUGGAAAUACACUAUAAAACAUGAAUGUAAAGUCUAUUAUGUAAUAUGCUGAUUUGUAAUCCUAAUAUGUAAGGGUGACAUUUUUAAGAUUGUGUGUGUCAACCUCAUAUUGUUUUCUGUGAA